Messenger RNA from Anopheles stephensi (Asian malaria mosquito), 3381 nucleotides. RefSeq names its product DNA ligase 1 (gene DNAlig1). Gene Ontology annotation, biological process: DNA recombination; lagging strand elongation; Okazaki fragment processing involved in mitotic DNA replication. Gene Ontology annotation, cellular component: nucleus; mitochondrion. The coding region runs from base 248 to 2941 and encodes 897 amino acids. Lineage: Eukaryota; Metazoa; Arthropoda; Insecta; Diptera; Culicidae. The transcript has 4 exons. Gene Ontology annotation, molecular function: DNA binding; DNA ligase (ATP) activity; ATP binding. The record is from RefSeq and is a predicted model, not a curated record.
AAUAUCUUGCAAUCCACCCGGUGCAGUACGCAAUUCGCUGUGUUUUCAUGUAAAAUCAUGUCCCAAAAAUCAAUUUUAUCUUUUUUCGGAAAGAAAAGCACACCAUCGGAUGGAAGUAGUGGCACAGUGACGAAACAAACGCAGGAAAACAAUAAUAAACCAGCAGAGGAAAGGUGCGUAUUCGCCGAAAGCACCUUCGUACUUCCGGCGGUAGAGUAAAACCAUACUCGCAGAGGCAGUCGAGACGAUGCUGUUGCGUAAUCUAAAGCAGCUGGCGGUGUUGGUGCCAAAGACUGCGGCCCAUUACUGCACCAUGUACCGCAGCAGUAGGGGAUUCGUUGCUGCAAUCCAAAGCUGUCGCUCGGCUCAGUAUCAAACACCAACGUUAAGUUGUGCUUUUUCCUAUCCUUACAUCCGGCGUUCGAUUACUCUUCGCAGCAGUGAACCGUCGCCGGCAAGCAAACGUACCAUCGGUCCGGAAGAUGACGAAGCUUCCAAUUCACCGGUGAAAGUGACUAAAAAAGCCAAACGAUCGCGUGUCGUUUCGAGCAGCAGCAGUGAGGAUGAACAAGAUCGAAAACCGGCCGUGGAUAGUAAGGAAAAGAAAACACCUUCCCCGAAGGCUGUCAAGGAAGAACCGACCGCGAAUGGUAAGGCAGACCGUUCCGCUAGCGUAAAAAAGGAACCGAAAUCGAAAACAAGCCCGAAAAAGGAAACUGGUGCCGGAGCGAAAGGAAAGAAGGAUAGUAAAAAAGCAUCACCCACGGCGAAUUCAAAGUCUCCGGUAGCAACCGUUAAGAAGGAGGAAAAUCCAUCGCCAAGCAAGGAUGAGUCUCCUGCGAAGAAAGCCGACCAACCCAAACCGGCAGCUAAUGGAGGAUCCGGCGCAGCAAAAUCAUUUUUCUUCUCCGUUAAAAAGCAACCGAACGAAGGUGCGGAAAUCACGACCGAUGGAGCGCCGAAAGGCGAUGGAUCAAAGUAUGAUCCGUCCAAGAAAAAUUACCAUCCAUUGAAGGACGCGUUUUGGAAGAAGGGUGAUCGCGUUCCUUAUCUCGCACUGGCACGCACGUUUCAAAUGAUCGAGGAAACCAGCGGUCGUCUCCGGAUGAUCGAGAUCCUGUCGAACUACUUCCGCUCGGUGAUACUUCUCAGCCCGAAAGACUUGCUUGCCAGCGUCUAUCUCUGUCUGAAUCAGCUCGCCCCAGCCUAUGAGGGCGUUGAGCUCGGGAUAGCAGAGUUUUCCCUCAUGAAAGCAAUCGCACAAAGCACCGGCCGUAGCUUGGCGCAGAUAAAGGCGGACGCACAAACUACGGGCGAUUUGGGCCUUGUGGCGGAACAGUCGAAGAGUAGCCAGCAUCUAAUGUUCCGUCCGGCACCGCUCACGGUGGAAGUGGUGUUUGCCAAGUUGCGUGAGAUCGCAUCCAUGACCGGAUCUUCCUCGAUGGCGAAGAAAAUGGACAAAAUUCAGUCGAUGUUUGUCGCUUGUCGGCAUUCGGAGUCUCGCUACGUUAUUCGCUCGCUAGCCGGCAAGCUUCGAAUCGGUGUGGCGGAACAAUCGCUUCUGCAGGCACUGGCUCAGGCCUGUGCGCUAACACCACCCCACGAGGAUCCUCCCGCUGUGAAUGCACUAGCCGGUGAGUCGGAAGCGCGUUUUAAGGCUCGCGUCGAAGAGGUUGCACUCGCCCUGAAAACCGUCUACUGCCAGUGUCCGAAUUAUAAUCGAAUCGUUCCGGUGCUGCUGGAGCACGGUAUCAAGAAGCUAAGCGAACACUGUCCCAUGGAACCGGGCACACCCCUGAAGCCUAUGCUCGCCCAUCCAACAAAAGGCGUACAGGAGGUGCUGCAACGGUUUGACGGAAUCGAUUUUACCUGCGAAUGGAAGUACGAUGGCGAGCGGGCACAAAUCCAUCUACUUUCCGACGGCAGCGUUCAAAUCUUCAGUCGAAAUCAGGAAAACAACACCAGCAAAUAUCCAGACAUAAUCGCCCGGUUGGAGUUUACCCGCACGGAACCGGUCACGAGCGCCAUCUUGGAUUGUGAAGCGGUCGCGUGGGACACGGACAAAAAGCAAAUCCUUCCGUUUCAGGUGUUGAGCACCCGCAAGCGCAAGGAUGCGAACGAAGCUGACAUUAAGGUGCAGGUGUGUGUGUUCAUGUUCGAUCUGCUGUAUCUAAACGGUGAGCCACUCGUCGAACGCCCGUUUGCCGAACGGCGCGAUCUACUGUACAAACACUUCCGGGAAAUCGAGGGCCAAUGGAAGUAUGCGACCCGGCUCGAUACGAGUGAUCUGGACGAGCUGCAACGCUUCCUGGACGAAGCGGUCCGUGGAAACUGUGAGGGUUUGAUGGUGAAAACUCUUGCACGCGAAGCCACGUACGAAAUCGCGAAACGAUCGCGCAACUGGCUGAAGCUUAAGAAGGACUACCUGACCGGGGUGGGCGAUUCGCUCGAUUUGGUCGUAAUCGGGGGUUACCGGGGACGUGGAAAGCGUACCGGAACGUACGGCGGAUUUCUGCUGGCCUGCUACGACGAUGAGAACGAAGAGUAUCAAACGAUCUGCAAGAUCGGUACCGGAUUCUCCGAUGAGGAUCUACAGCGUCACACGGAGUUUUUCCGCUCGCACGUUAUACCGAACGCGAAACCGUACUAUCGGCACGAAGCGAACGUUGUGCCGGACGAUUGGUUCGAAGCGGUGCAGGUGUGGGAAGUGCUGUGUGCCGACCUGUCCCUCAGUCCGGUGCAUAGGGCAGGGAUUGGAAUUAUCGAUCCGGAGAAAGGUAUUUCACUACGGUUUCCGCGCUUUAUACGUGUGCGGGAGGAUAAGGGUGCGACCGAUGCAACAAGCGCCCGGCAGGUGUCGGAUAUGUAUCUUAAUCAGGAUCAGAUUAAAAACCAAACCGGUGGUGGUGGCGCUCGGGAUGCGGAGGAAGAUUUCUACUGAGCCGGAAGGUGCAGGAUACUUCGUGUACUUGAAUUUUCCUGGUUAGGAAUCAAUUCCUGCAUUCAUUAACCUAGGCAAGGAUGUUUUUCGACGUUAUUUAAAUUUGUGUAUGUAAACUUAGGCAACUUAACAUGUUCAAAGCAAAAAGCAAAAAUAGAAAGCUCUUAUUACAUCUCCAACACAGCAGCUUUUCAACAUAUGUGGCAAGCAAUGCAAAUUUUACUGGUAAUUCACUCGGACAGAUUGAGAUUCUGUUCUGUGAUUUCUGUUCUGAAAGGGGAGAUUCAGGCCAACAUCAACAACGAUUAAACAUUUUUUUUAGCAAAUAGAAAAAAAUUGAAAGAAAGUUUUAACUUAUGAACAAUAAACUGAGUACUUUUGAGAACUUUUUAAGAUGGGAAUGGACCUAUCGGAACAAAAAGUACUGUCUGGACGAGUCA